CCAAUAAGAAAAAAGAAAGAAAAAGAUUUGGAUGCAGUGAAACUGACGAGAAAUGCGCAAACUUGAUAAGAAUCUUCAAAGUACCUUUUGGUUUCGUUCCCAGAAAACCCAAGGGUUCAAGAAAAGGGGAAGAAAAGAGAGAAAUAAACAUAUAGAGUUAGGAGAUUUGAAUAUAUUAAUCUGUUAGAACACGGUAACAUGUUGUUGUUGUCGUCUGUUGGGUUUUAAUGUCCGAAUCUUGUGGGCAAAAAGUCAUAUGCACGCACCCAUUUGUUUUGAUUUGAAAAGCUAUCCAAUCAAAUGUGAAACAAAAGCACAAAAAUUUCACUUAUUUUAAUUAAUUUAUUAUCGGUAAUUAGAUGGAAGCUAGGAUUUGUUUUUGGGUCAUUUUUCGUUUAUCAAAAAAGAAAAGAUCAUAGAAAAUUGGAUUUUUGAAAAAAAAAAUUUAAUGUGUUAUUGUUUUUGUUUUGACCCGAUUGGGCAUGGAAACUGUAGUAAAAAAACUGACACUUUCUCUGAAAGAAAAAGGUCUUUGAUUGAUUGUCAAUUAAUACAUUUUACUAGUUAGUCCUAUUUUCAAUUUAUUUAUUGCGUGACUCUAUUUUGUGGAUGAUUUUGAUUUUUUUUUUUUUUUUGGUUCGGUGCGUGAGGGAGAUUUUUAUUAGAGAAAGAAAGAGAUGUCCUUUCGGGUUUCCUUGAGAUUUCUUUAUUAUUAGUCCUAUUUAGGGUUCCUUAACUUUACUCUUGUUAUUCUCCUUCGAGUUUUUGGUUUUCGAUUCUGUUCUUAGGUUGCUUCAGUUCUGGGUUUUCUUUUUUUUUCCUUCUAAUUCGGUAGUUUUGCCUCUUUUAGCCCAUUUAGAUUGCUAGAUUUUUUCUUGCUCUUCUCAUCUGGUUCGUUGGGUUCUCUUCAAUUUCAGACUGUUUUUCAGGUCUGCUUUGAAGGGUUCCGUUGUCUGGAAGAAAGUUUGCGGCUUUUGCUGAAAUUGGUAAUCUGGGAUCCACAGAUUUCUAUUAAAUUUUUUUAGGGUUGGUUUUUUAUUUGAUUGUGUAGCUGCGUUUAGCUUUUGUGGAGGCAUUGGUGCAAUUGCGUUUGCUUUCUGGGCAAGUGGUUGCUCUCUUAUUUUUGGAAUAUAUUUGAGGGGUCUUGGCAUGUAUGCAUGAUGUUUCAUGCUCAAGGUCCUUCAAGGAAUCAUUGCAGUCUCCUUGCAGUCCUCUGUAGCAAAACUCCUGAUAGUAAGCAGAAGCAGCAUCCUUCUGGUGAUAAAUCCAGAUAUCCUUUUCCUGAACUUGCCUCUUCUGGACGUCUCGAGGUUCAGUUACUGACUAACCCAGGCGCUGGUGACUUCCGGCGAGUGCUUCAGUCAUCCGAGCCCAAUAUUGUGUACUUGCAAGGAGAGAUAAUUGAAAAUGGUGAAGAAAUUGGUUCCUUCAGAUGGGGAGAUGUUGACUUGUCCACUUCAGAAAUCUUAUGUGAAUUAUUUGGUUCCAUAUUGCCUGCCACGGUUUAUUUAGAAAUUUCAAAUGGUGAAAAAUUGGCCGAGGCACUUCACUCCAAGGGAGUUCCCUAUGUUAUAUAUUGGAAAAGUAAACUUUCGUGUUAUGCAGCUUCCCACUUUCGUCAAGCACUGUUGUCUGUGGUUCAAAGUUCCUGCAGCCAUACGUGUGAUGCAUUCCAACUUGCUCAUGCAUCUUUUAGGCUCUACUGUGCAAGAAGCAAUAAUGUUGUUACUUCCAAUGGCCAAAAGAUGAGUGGUAAACCUGGACCACACUUGCUUGGGGAUCCACCAAAGAUUGACAUUACUCUCCCUGAGGCAGAGGUUCAGGAGGAUGAAGAAAGUUCUUCUGGGACACUUCCUGCUAUAAAGAUAUAUGAUGAUGAUGUGACCAUGAAGUUUCUUGUUUGUGGACUUCCAUGCACACUGGAUGCAUGCUUAUUGGGAUCAUUGGAAGAUGGGCUAAGUGCUCUGUUAAACAUUGAAAUUCGUGGGAGUAAACUUCAUAAUCGGACAAGUGCUCCACCACCUCCUCUGCAAGCAGGAACAUUUUCUCGUGGGGUAGUGACCAUGCGAUGUGAUUUAUCUACCUGUAGCUCAGCUCAUAUAUCUCUUCUAGUAUCUGGCAGUGCACAGACUUGUUUUAAUGAUCAGCUUUUGGAGAAUCAUAUCAAGAAUGAGCUUAUAGAGAAUAGUCAGCUGGUCCAUGCACUGCCUAGCUCUGAGGAAAGCAAAUUGCCUAUGUCUGAGCCUCGGAGGUCUGCUUCCAUUGCUUGUGGGGCAAGUGUUUUUGAAGUUUCCUUGAAGGUUCCUGCAUGGGCUUCACAGGUUUUGCGACAACUAGCACCAGAUGUAUCUUACCGUAGCUUAGUUAUGCUAGGAAUUGCUAGCAUUCAAGGAUUGUCUGUGGCUUCCUUUGAGAAAGAUGAUGCAGAACGCCUCCUUUUCUUUUGCUCAAAUAAAGGCAAGGAGCUCUAUGCUAACAACUUGGUUCUUACUAAGCCUCCUAGCUGGUUGAUACCUCCCCCCCCUAGUCGUAAAAGAUCUGAGCCGUGCAGAGAAGCUAAACUUUUCACUCCUAUUGGCCAUGAACGAGAAAAUGGUGGAAAUAUUAAACAGAAACUGAAUGUUGCUGCAAUGAGGCCAAUCCCUCACACUCGGCGGCAUAAGAUGUUGCCUUUUUCUGGAUUUUCUGAGGGUGAAAGAUUUGAUGGAGAUCAAGGAAAGCCUAAUUUGCCAGUUGCUCCUGCAAAGCAUGGUGCUGUUGGCCCAGCUCCUGCCUCACAUCGGAAAUCUCUGUCAAGCUCUUAUCAGGCUCAGCAGAUUAUUUCUCUAAAUCCGUUGCCUCUAAAGAAACAUGGCUGUGGCCGAGCACCAAUACAAGCUUGCUCAGAGGAGGAAUUUUUGAGGGAUGUGAUGCAGUUCCUGAUCCUUCGGGGACAUACUCGCCUUGUUCCACAAGGUGGACUGGCUGAGUUUCCUGAUGCGAUCCUUAAUGCAAAACGCUUGGACCUUUUCAACUUGUAUAGAGAGGUUGUUUCAAGAGGAGGCUUUCAUGUUGGGAAUGGCAUCAACUGGAAAGGACAGGUUUUCUCAAAGAUGCGCAAUCAUACAUUGACCAAUAGAAUGACUGGCGUUGGCAACACAUUGAAAAGGCAUUAUGAAACUUACCUUUUAGAAUAUGAAUUAGCCCAUGAUGAUGUAGAUGGAGAAUGCUGCUUGUUGUGUCACAGUAGUGCAGCUGGUGACUGGGUGAAUUGUGGAAUAUGUGGUGAGUGGGCUCAUUUUGGCUGUGACAGGAGGCAGGGGCUUGGUGCAUUUAAGGAUUAUGCCAAGACAGAUGGACUGGAGUACAUUUGUCCCCACUGCAGUGUUACAAAUUUCAGAAAGAAAUCCCAGAAAACAGCAAAUGGAUAUUAACAGUGGCUUUGAGGCCCAUUGACCCACACUCUCCUUUGUCUUACACUUUCACUUCAUUUUGUUUCUUUUUCUUUUUCCUAUAUAAAUGCAUAAGUAGGAAUGUAAUUAUUGUAUUGUAUCCCACCCCCCAUUGUUGUUUCCAUAUAGAUUAGGCCAUUGAGAAGGUCCUCCAAUUUUUCCCCUUCAUCUGUCCUAUACUCUGGAAAGAGCCAUUUCGAGUAAGAGUAACUGUAGAAUAUAUACAUAUAUAUAUUUUUUUAAGAUUAAUUUAGUCA
Messenger RNA from Manihot esculenta (cassava), 3688 nucleotides. RefSeq names its product AT-rich interactive domain-containing protein 4. Bases 1158 to 3413 code for a protein of 751 amino acids. Lineage: Eukaryota; Viridiplantae; Streptophyta; Magnoliopsida; Malpighiales; Euphorbiaceae. Gene Ontology annotation, molecular function: DNA binding. The record is from RefSeq and is a predicted model, not a curated record. The transcript is spliced from 15 exons.